Messenger RNA from Drosophila ficusphila, 583 nucleotides. Its product is annotated as neuropeptide-like protein 31. The transcript has 3 exons. The record is from RefSeq and is a predicted model, not a curated record. Bases 98 to 379 code for a protein of 93 amino acids. Lineage: Eukaryota; Metazoa; Arthropoda; Insecta; Diptera; Drosophilidae.
CAACGCUUCUAACCAGAACACGAUCUGGAAAAGUUGCUAAUUUGACACAAAUAUAAGCCAAGUAAAUCCCCGAGAAAUUUCGCAAAUAAGAUCAACAAUGGCGAAGUUAUUUUCCAUCUUUUUGUUCCUGGCUAUUAUUGGAUUCAUAACUGCAGGACCUAUAGAGGACCCAAAAGCUGCUGAAGAGGGGGAUCUUUCCACUGCUGAUUCCGUUGGUUACGGGUAUUACGCGGCUCCGGCUCCCAUUUAUUAUGGCGGCUAUGGCGGUGGCUAUAAAUACGGCGGUUAUUCCGGAUUUGGCGGUUACCACGGUUACGGCGGAUAUCGCAGUUACGGUGGCGGCUACUAUCGCCCUCGAAUUUAUCCUGUGUGGGGCUAAUUAAAUAAGCCAACUUAACGUUCCCAUAACCCAAAAUCCUAUGUAAUCGCACAAGUAACCAAAGAAAUUAUACAAGCCCCCUAAAAGUUAACCCUUUCACUGUCUUGCAACCAUAAUGAUGACGUCACUUGGAGUUUUUGACCCCAGACCACAAUUAACGCCGGCUUUAGUGCAAUAAAAACAAAACACUUUUAUGUACGAGUA